Messenger RNA from Rotaria sp. Silwood2, 954 nucleotides. The record is from the annotation of a GenBank genome assembly. Lineage: Eukaryota; Metazoa; Rotifera; Eurotatoria; Philodinida; Philodinidae.
AUGGCAAUAAUGGUAGAUAAUGUCUAUGGAAGUUGUUUACAAGUUAAAAUACUUUCAGCUCAUUCAGUAUUUGAUAAAACACAAGAUGUAGUAGUCGAAAUGCAAUAUAAUAACACUAGUAAUGAGAUAAUAUCGAUUUAUAAAUGGUGUUUACCAAGCAAUGAAUUAAAUGAUCCAUUAUUCAAAGUAACUUGUAAUAAUGUUCCAGUGAGAUAUGUUGGUCCACUUAUCAAACGACGUGAACCAACUAUUGAAGAUAUGACACCUCUAGAACCUGGUAAAACAAAAAUCAUUCAAGCUCGAUUAUCAUCAGCAUAUGAUAUGACUAAGACUGGUAUAUAUUCAAUUCAAUAUGAUAUGCCAGCUGAACGUGUUGUCUUCAAACAUGCUCGAACAUUCGAGAAUGUCCUUUUUAGGACUAUUAGUAAACGUCAUUCUGGUCUUGAGUCAAAUAAUAUUCAGUUGAUCAUCGAAGAUCGUCUAAAUAUUCAACGUGAACAAAAUAGAAAUAUGAAUGUGAUUAAAAGAGCAGCUACUCUUUCAUAUGUUUCUUGUUCGAUAAUCCAGAAAUCUCAAAUAACCAAUGCGGUCGCUUGGGCUCUUAAGUAUGCUGAUAAUUCUUUUAAUUAUUUGAAUAAGACGAAACCUAGUGGAACAAAUCGCGAUAAGACUUGGUUUGUUCGAAGAGAAUCACUUUCGAUUGUGGGUGCAAUAAUGCUAGCCCGUAUGCUGGGACGUAUGCCUAUGUUUUGGUCCGCACCGAUGACAGGCACGGACUCAAAGGCUGGCACACUGAUUCAUGAAACUUCACACUUCUCAGUCAUUGUUGGUACCUAUGAUUAUGCAUAUGGUAAGAUGGCAUGCACGAGUCUGGCAUUAAGUGCUCCAUCACAAGCAAUUAUGAAUGCUGAUAGCCAUGAAUAUUUUGCCGAAAAUUUGCCUGUGCUCUUGUGA